Molecule: messenger RNA, 2808 nt
Organism: Aspergillus campestris IBT 28561
Lineage: Eukaryota; Fungi; Ascomycota; Eurotiomycetes; Eurotiales; Aspergillaceae
Product: putative C6 finger domain protein
Exons: 3
Coding region: 40-2343 (767 amino acids)
Biological process (GO): regulation of DNA-templated transcription
Molecular function (GO): DNA-binding transcription factor activity, RNA polymerase II-specific; zinc ion binding
Source: RefSeq, a predicted model, not a curated record
CUGCGCACCCGGUUACAUCGGAGGUCAGAUCCGUUUGAAAUGGCGGACUCUGCAGAACCCGCCAACCCUCCUGGGGAUCCACCCAAGGAGAGCAUGGAGCCCAGCGACGUGCCUGAACUGCCUGAAAUACCUGCACCAGAGACCGGCGGACCGGUUGAGGAUGAUACAUUUCCGUCGUACGACCUGUCGCUGCCCCCGAUCGAUAAAACAAUGCCGGAGGAUGAUCCGCCUCUCCCAAGCUUUGAUACGUCACUACCACCGAUAGACUCCUCAAUCCCGUCGCUGCCACCGAUCGACACCACCUUACCGCCGAUUGACACGACGCUGCCGGCUCCGGAACCUACAGACUCAAACUUCACCUUUGACGAUGCGGACCCAGACGACUCCGAAGGGUUCGGGUCGGUGACACCGGGGCCUCUGUCCGAUGGUAUGAUAAAUCACGGAAAUGGACAUACAGGGCACUUUGGACAUUCCGACUUCUCGCAGCAAUCGCCGUCCAACGGUACCCACCACCAAUCCCCGGGGCAGCCGUACCAGCAACAACCGUCUUCUGGACUACAGAACAACCAACCCUAUCAAGAAUCGCCGCAGUAUCAACACCAGCCCCCGCCACAACAGUACUCCCAGCAUCAAUCGUCGCAACCGCCGACGCCACAACAGCAACAACAGCCGCAAUCGCAGUAUGCUCCGCCACAGGGACAGACACCGCAGCAGCCCGGCACACCAAUGCAACAACAGUCGCAGUCGCAACCAUACCAACAGCAGAAUUCCGACCCAUAUUACCACAAUCAGAAUGCGUCUACGCCCACCAACAACGGCCAGCCAAUGCAACAGCAGGGACAAUCACCGCACGUCCCGCAGGCGCCGAUCGGGUCCCCUAUGCCCCCGAUGGCGUCGGUGGGUCAGUACAUGACGGGAUACCCGUCCCAGAUGGGCAUGAACUCCAACUCCCAGAUGCGAUAUUCGCUGUCUGGUGAUCCGAGCAAGAUGUUGGCCAGUGGGCGACAUAAGAAAGAAGUCAAGCGACGAACCAAGACGGGGUGUCUGACAUGCCGCAAACGACGAAUCAAGUGUGACGAAGGCCACCCCGUCUGUCGCAACUGCGUCAAGAGCAAACGCGAAUGCUUGGGCUACGAUCCCGUGUUUAAACCGCAGCCUACCCCGUCGGCUAUCCAGCCGGCGCCCAAUCCUCAUCCGUCCUUGGUGGUCAACCCGCAGGAUCCUUCGCCGCCGCAAUACCCGUCCGCUCCUCCGGGCUACGUCCCGGCCGUGUCGCAACCGUUUGCCCCGUCCGAAUCGCCCAGUACUUCGGAACAGUAUAACAGCAACAACUACGGGGCGUCUAUUGACCCGUCGCUAGACGGGAACAACGCGCCGAACAUGGCCAGUGUACAGAGUGCCGUCGAGGGGGGUCUCCAACCCACGAUCAACCCGGCCACGACAACCAAUCCCCCGGCGGACCCCACAAGCUUCCGAGUCAAACAAGUGCAGAUCAACGAUCUUCUCGCUCUGCGCGGCAUCCCUCCCCCUCCCCCACAUCCGAUCACCUCUCUCCCUCCCAACCGCUUAGAAGAGAUCCAGGCCGUGUUCCUGGCCACCUAUGCUCCCGCCAUGGACAAGUUCUUCGAGACGAGUUGGUACCAAGAAAAGGCUCUGCAGCACCUCUUGGCCAACGGCCAGCUUAUGGCCGAGUAUUCGGCCUUGAUCGACGCCUUCAACGACCGAAAUCUCAGCGAUCCCAAUGUGGUCGCGCGGCUGGAGAGUUUCGAGGCAUCGGUGGUCUGGAGCACCAUGACCCUCUGCCGCCACGUCAUGAACGUCUCGAACGGGAAUCACGCGCAGGACUACGACCUGCUCGCGGCGACGAAACGGCUCGAUGUCAUCGAGGCCCUGAUCACGGGCGAGCAUCUGAACGCGAAUCCGCUAGCGCAGUUCCCCGCGCGGGAGCCCGCCGCCAACCCGCCAACGCUCCCGGACCAACUGACGCAGCGGUGCCUGGAUUUCUGGAGCUGCCUCGGGUACUUCUUGACGCUGCACGACAACGAAGCCAGCUCCGCCAAAGAGAUCGACGACACGCUGGGCCGGUGUCGCACCCUCCUGGAUACGUUCGAGAACCGCGACGUCAUCUACUCGGUAGCCAUCGCGCGCCACCUGGGCCAGCGGUGGGCCGACUUCCCGCGCAGCUUUCCGCAACCCAUCACCACGAACGAGAAGGACGCGGGGGCCAAGCUCUACGUGGCGCAGAAAUUCCUCGAGCAAGAAGCCGGCGGCAAGGGCACCACGCAGGUGAUCAAACGCAUCUGCGGCAUGGUGGUUCGAUCCUGGUUCGUCUCGCGGGAGUAGACAGCGAGACGCGGGUACUCCAGCAAUCCCCCCUUCUCUCCUUCACACCUUCACACGUCCAUUUUUUGCCUGCUGUAAUACCAAAAAAGCGCAUUGGCGAGACGCUCGAUUUCUAUUUCUUUCCUUCCCUUCUCCCUUUACAUUUCUGGUCUCAACUAGAUCUUUUGCAUGAUGUGAUUUCCCGUCCCGUGGACCGGACCGCGAUGGACGUUAUCUCUUACUUUACCCUCUUAUACCUUGAUUUAUCCGGUUUUCUCCUUUUCUUUUUUCGUUAGUACGGUUUGACUAUUUACGAGGACGAGUCAUGGCUUAGGAGUUUACCCCUUUUAUUUGUCUUUUUUAUUACUUAUCCUUUCUUUGUGCUUUGCAGUGAGAGACAGGACGGCAGCAUUUGGCGUUGGUCUGUCCAUCCUUUCUUCCAUACAAUACAUACAAUAUUCAAUUCAAUGACACCCAGCUUACAAU